Messenger RNA from Triticum dicoccoides, 537 nucleotides. RefSeq names its product UDP-glycosyltransferase 73E1-like. The record is from RefSeq and is a predicted model, not a curated record. Lineage: Eukaryota; Viridiplantae; Streptophyta; Magnoliopsida; Poales; Poaceae. Gene Ontology annotation, molecular function: UDP-glucosyltransferase activity. The transcript has a single exon. Bases 1 to 537 code for a protein of 178 amino acids.
AUGCACCACGGCCACCUGAUCCCGGCGGUGGAUGCCGCGCUGCAGCUGGCCGCCCACGGCGCGCUCGCCAGCAUCGUCGUCACGCCGUCCUACACUGCGCGCCUCCGCCCCGUGGUCGAGUCGUCGGGCCUGCCGGUGCGGCUCGUCGAGCUCCCGCUCGACCUCGCCGGCACGGACGACGUCGACCAGAUCCCCCUAGACCAGGAGGCCGCCUACCUCCUCGCUGCGUCGCGCCUCCUGGCCCCGCUGGAGCGCCACCUCCGCACGCACGCGCCGCCCGCGACGUGCGUCGUGUCGGACAUAUGCCACCCGUGGACCUCCGGCCUUGCUGCCAGCCUCGGCGUCCCGCGGCUCAGCUUUCUCGGCAUGUCCGCCUACUGCCUCCUCUGCCUGCAGACGGAGCACCAUGCCGCGGCCAUUCGCAACGCCUAUGGCGCCAUUGACCCCUACUGGCACCUCAUCCCCGAGGAGCCGGUUGAGGUGAAAAUGCCCACCGCGGCCCCUGGGUUCCUGCGGCUACCGGCGUGCAAGGAUUGA